Messenger RNA from Seriola dumerili (greater amberjack), 2058 nucleotides. RefSeq names its product rab9 effector protein with kelch motifs-like. Gene Ontology annotation, molecular function: protein binding. NCBI's taxonomy places the organism in Eukaryota, Metazoa, Chordata, Actinopteri, Carangiformes, Carangidae. The record is from RefSeq and is a predicted model, not a curated record. Bases 31 to 1650 code for a protein of 539 amino acids. The transcript has 12 exons.
UAGAACAGUCACCUACGACCCUGAAACAACAUGGGGAGGCUGAAUUUUUAUGUCCUUUGGUCUCUGCGAGACGCUCCACGCCAGUUUAUCAGCAAAUCCGACCGAAGGUGCUUCCAAGUCCACAUCCCGCUGCCUCUACCCAAACAGCUGGUCAUCUUUGGUCUUGGAGAGUGGCCAGGCAGUGACACAACAAUCUCAGUCGAUGUUCUGGUCAGUGCAGAGGUACAGUCCCAGAAAAUUGGGACUCUGUCAGUUCAAGCAAGGUGCCUUACCUGGGAAGGUGACUGGAGCACGGACAUUGUCACAGUGGCAGCAGAGAGGGGCAGGAGAGGAGUUUAUGGCAAGAUUGUGCUCACAGUGUGUGGAGAGAUAACUACCUAUUCCUCACAGUUGGGUGAUAGUGUUUGCUUUGCUGAGAUCCAAGUGAAUAAAAUCGACACCAGUGAUUCCACUGUGGGAAAUAAACCGCCAGUUUGGCCUACGGACAAGACACCCAGGCGGACAGUAAUUAAUAAGAGAGGCUACCUGACAUGGAGCUCUGAGGACAUGGACAGCCUUGCUGAGGACAUAGACCAGGCUUCAACCCCCAAGAAAAAGAGACUGUCCAGGAUGAACAGCCAAGAAGAAAUGACAGUGCAGAUAAAGAAUGAGAACAGAGAAGUUUCAGUGUGUCCAUCGGCUCGCUGGAGCCAUACGAUGUGUCUGAGUGACCCUGACACUGCCAUCCUCAUUGGAGGGGAGACGGCAGAUCAAAACUACUGCAAGGACUCCCUGUGGAAGCUUGAGUUAGACAGUGACUUCUGGUUCCCCAUGAACUCCUCUCUGUCUGAAUCUGUACCACUGUGUGCCCGGGGACACUCUGCGACCUAUGACCCAGACUCCAAGUCAGUCUUUGUUUACGGUGGCCUGAGGGAGGGUCAGCGCUACAGCGAGCUGUACAUCCUUAAUACCCUGACCUGGAAGUGGAAACUUGUCACUGCAAAAGGGAAUGUUCCAACUUUGGCAUAUCACUCUGCAGUGUUUUAUAAGAAAGAGCUUUUUGUCUUUGGCGGAGUCCAGCCGGGGCCUUCUUCUGGGGAUAAAUCCUGCAGUAAUGCUUUGUACAUCUUCAACCCAGAGUUUGAACUCUGGUACCAGCCCAUUGUGGAGGGAGACAGACCUCUGCCUCGGUUUGGGCACUCGGCCACGCUUCUCUUACAGAGGUUGAUAAUAUUUGGUGGCCGGAAGACUGCAACCUACCUUAAUGAUCUCCAUGUUCUAGAUCUGGGAUUCAUGGAGUACACAGCUGUGAAGUGUGGGAACAUGCCACCACUGCCUCGAGGGUUUCAUGCAGCACUCCCAGUUUCAGACAACAGGAUUUUAGUCAGUGGGGGCUGCAGUGCAAUUGGAGCCCUGCAAGACUUACAUAUCUUCAGCACUGAUACCAACAUGUGGAGUUCAGUGGCAUCUCCUGUGCUUUGCUCCAAGCCUCGUGCUGGACACAGCAUGAUAAGUUUGGGCUGCUCCUUCCUAAGAGACACUGAGAAGCAUGAACAAGGUAAAAACGUCAAAGUCCGGUGCACAUUGAUGGUGUUCGGUGGCUCGGACUGCUCUGGUACUUUCUACAACGACACAGUCAAGUGCACAGUGGAGGUACCUGGUGACAAGUGACAAGAAGAAAUCCAAGCAGGACAAUUGUUUUCUAAUCUUUAAAAAUGGAGGAUGAUGCUGCAACCUAGUAUGUCCAAGUGUGUUUGUCUUAAGUUAUUUUUCUACUUGGCUCUCUUUCUUUACAUAUUAUAUAAUUGUAAUGAUGUGUUUGACAGCUUAGACUUUACUGUAGCCUCUUUUUUUAUUCCUGAGUCUCUUCAAUAAUCAUCCAUGCUUCCACCAUACAGCCAAUAAGCUGCAAGAGUUGGGCACUUUGCAUAACAAAUCUCUGAUCUGUGUUUUUUUACACAUUACUUCAUGUCCUGUACCUCUUCCUCACAUAUUGGUACAUAUUUGACAGUAAAGUGCUAGACUAGGCAAAAUGGUUAAAAUUUUUAUCAAAAUGCUAAUAAAUAUAUCAAAACUCAG